ACACGCACACGCACACGCACGCGCCAUGGCCAUGCCCGCCCCGGCGCUGGCGGCCUCUGGCGCCGUCGCCGCACCGGCACGCCGUUUUGACUGGAGCCGGCCCUUCUGCCCGACACGGCUGGCCGAGUGGGUCGCCGGCCGGACCGGGCCCGCGGAAGCCGAUGCCCCGGUCCGGUGCACGGUGGUCGUCCAGUCGGCCUGGAACGCACAUGCCCCCGGCCCGGGGGUGUAUGCCGUGGAGAUCCCCGACCGCAUCCGGCGUGCUCUGCUCUGCAUGCCGCGUGUGGCCCGCGACGCCGGGGCGUCUGUCGGCCUCCGGCCAUCGAGCCGGGCCAUCUCCCUGGACCAGCUUCCAAGCUACCUGGCCGGGGUUCACCAGCCGGAGUACAUCCAACGCCUGUUGGCCGAGGCGGCCGUCUCUGCCGAGAGCCCGGGGUCCCUGGCCUCCGGCGAUCUGUACCUCUCCCCGGGCACACCGACCGGCGUGGGGGCGGCCCUCGGGACGCUGCUCGACGCGGUGGACCUGGCUGCUGCCCGCGGGCGGAGCCCCGUGCCCCUGGCUGCCCGAGACGCGGCCCGGCAACACCUGCUGGCCCGGUCGGCGGAUGUCUCCCCGGCCCCGGGGCCCGAGGGGCCCGCCGAGCUGGCCGCCACCUUCGCCCUGGUCCGGCCGCCCGGCCAUCACUGCACCCAUGCCGCGCCGAUGGGGUUCUGCUUCUUCAACAAUGCCGUGGCCGCCGCGCGCCACGCCUUCACCAGGCACGGGAUCGAGCACAUUGCCAUCAUCGACUUCGACCUGCACCAUGGCAAUGGCACGCAAGACCUGGUGGUGGACAUCAACCAGAAGCGCGCCCUCGACCCGGAGGCACCCCCUCGACUCUUUUUCGGCUCGCUGCACGACAUCAAGUCCUACCCCUGCGAGCUGUACGACGCGGCGGCCAUCUUCAGCGCCUCGAUAUGCCUCAUGGAUCACGACCACGCCCUGUGGAAUGUCCACCUCCAGCCGUGGGCCGACUUCGGGGAAUUCCUCGGCCACUAUGACGGCCAGUAUCGGGCCCUGCUCACGCAGGCGGCGCACUUCCUCGCUGGCUGCCCGCCAGACCGGUCUCUGAUCAUCGUCAGUGCGGGGUUCGAUGCGCACGAGCUGGAGUACCCGUCCAUUCAGCGGCAGGGCCGGCGCCUGCCGGCCGAAUUUUACUACCUCUUCUGCCGCGAUCUCGCCCUGCUGGCCCGAGCGCACACCGACGGCAAGAUGGUCUUCGCCCUGGAGGGCGGCUACUCGCAGGGAGCCUUGGCGAAUGGGCUCUACUCGGCGCUGGCCGGCCUGGCCGGCCUGGGCCCGGACCAUGCAACCAUGGCUGGGCCCGGGCGGAUGGCCCGGCCAUCGCGGCCCAGCGACAACCCUUGACACCGGAAAAGGGCGAGGCACAGGCAGGGCACGGAUUCUCCCACCGUGCGUGCAUGCCAGAAACCGAGGGCGAGAAAGCAAUAGAGCA
This is a messenger RNA of Fonticula alba, 1496 nucleotides long. RefSeq lists its product as hypothetical. Lineage: Eukaryota; Rotosphaerida; Fonticulaceae. Gene Ontology annotation, cellular component: nucleus. The transcript is spliced from 5 exons. Bases 26 to 1408 code for a protein of 460 amino acids. Gene Ontology annotation, molecular function: histone deacetylase activity. The record is from RefSeq and is a predicted model, not a curated record.